AUGGAAGAAGAGCUGCCUGCACCUACUGAUGAAAAUGUUGAUGAGAGAUACCAUUUUACGUCUCUUAUUCUAAACUUGGUUAACACAUUUUUGUAUAUGGUCAAUACAUAUAUCAUUGUCCCUACAGCUGAUGAUUACUCUAUGCACCUUGGGGCUGCACCAACGGUCUGUGGUAUUGUGAUCGGCGCAAUGGCCGUGGCUCAGCUGUUUUCCUCUGUAUAUUUCAGUGCAUGGUCAAAUAAAUCAUACUUCAGACCUCUUGUAUUCAGUAGCAUAAUUCUUUUUCUCGGGAAUACCAUGUAUGCCUUAGCGUACGAUUUUAAUUCAAUAUGGAUUCUCCUAAUUGGCCGUCUUUGCUGUGGAUUUGGUUCUGCCAGAGCCGUAAACCGGCGCUACAUCAGUGAUUGUGUGCCUUUGAAAAUCCGCAUACAAGCAUCGGCAGGUUUUGUUAGUGCCAGCGCUCUUGGAAUGGCCUGUGGUCCUGCAUUAGCUGGCUUACUGCAGACGAAUUUUAAGAUUUACAAUGUUACAUUUAAUCAAGAUACUUUGCCAGGGUGGGUUAUGACUAUUGCUUGGCUUAUUUAUUCAAUAUGGCUGUGGAUCUCUUUUGUGGAACCUUCUCGUGAAUUUGAAGAGGACCGUAAAACAGAUAAAUCUCAGAAAUCUAAUGCUGAAGACAGUGAUGCACUUGAAAAGGGGCUACAGCAACCAUUGCUGAUUACUUCGGAAGAUAAGGUAGAUGAAGAUACUGAUCAGGAUAAUGAUGAUAGCGAGGAAGCUCCAGAGGAAUCUCGUCAGCCAGCCACUUCAAUUGGAUCGGCAUAUAGACUCCUUACACCUUCUGUAAAGGUUCAAUUAUUGAUAUAUUUCAUGCUCAAAUAUGUGAUGGAGAUUUUACUAGCAGAAUCUAGUGUCAUCACAACAUACUACUUUAAGUGGUCAACUGGCACAGUUGCCAUUUUUCUUGCUGGCCUUGGUUUGACAGUUCUUCCUAUAAACAUUAUUGUUGGAAGCUAUGUAAGCAACUGGUUUGACGACAGGCAAACUCUGUUGGCAUCAGAAAUCAUGGUUUUAAUUGGCAUAGUCUCGGCCUUUCAUGUAAUCAUUCCAUACUCUGAGCUGCAGUACAUCUGUUCAGGUCUUCUCAUGUUUGUUUUUGCUGAAGUACUUGAAGGUAACAUUUUACUAGUAAUUUUCUUUUCUAUUUUUGUAUAUUUAUUACUGAAUUGCACUUAUGGUGAUAAAAUUAUAGUUGUACAUGCUCUGAACCAACUAAAAUUGUAUGUGUUUCUAUGUCGAGUGAAGAAAGGGCAUCAACAAGAUAACGGAUGGGCAUGUGGAUAUUAUGUCAUGAAAAAUAUGUUUGACAUUAUUGAUGCUUGUAUUGUUGAAAGAUUCAAUGAGAUAUUCACAGACACCUCAUCAUAUGAAAAAGAGUCAAUUGAUCACAUCCGACAACUUUGGGCUCAAUUCUUUUUGCAAAAGGUUGAAGAGCAAGAGAACCAGGAAAAGAAAGAUUUAAUGACAAAACAGAAGCGAUUAAAAAAAACUUAUAUAUAG
Lathyrus oleraceus (garden pea) is the source of this 1560-nucleotide messenger RNA. RefSeq names its product SPX domain-containing membrane protein At4g22990-like. The record is from RefSeq and is a predicted model, not a curated record. The transcript is spliced from 8 exons. Gene Ontology annotation, biological process: transmembrane phosphate ion transport from cytosol to vacuole. The coding region runs from base 1 to 1560 and encodes 519 amino acids. NCBI's taxonomy places the organism in Eukaryota, Viridiplantae, Streptophyta, Magnoliopsida, Fabales, Fabaceae. Gene Ontology annotation, molecular function: transmembrane transporter activity. Gene Ontology annotation, cellular component: plant-type vacuole membrane.